This is a messenger RNA of Tachyglossus aculeatus (Australian echidna), 727 nucleotides long. RefSeq names its product ribosomal protein S8 (gene RPS8). Lineage: Eukaryota; Metazoa; Chordata; Mammalia; Monotremata; Tachyglossidae. The transcript is spliced from 6 exons. Bases 59 to 685 code for a protein of 208 amino acids. The record is from RefSeq and is a predicted model, not a curated record. Gene Ontology annotation, molecular function: structural constituent of ribosome. Gene Ontology annotation, cellular component: cytosolic small ribosomal subunit; ribosome. Gene Ontology annotation, biological process: translation; maturation of SSU-rRNA from tricistronic rRNA transcript (SSU-rRNA, 5.8S rRNA, LSU-rRNA).
CCCUUUACAAACCGUCCCGUGAGGCCUUGCGCUCCCUCUUUGCAGCCAGCGCCGAGCCAUGGGGAUCUCCCGGGAUAACUGGCACAAGCGCCGCAAGACCGGGGGCAAGCGGAAGCCCUACCACAAGAAGAGGAAGUACGAAUUGGGGCGACCCCCGGCCAACACCAAGAUCGGCCCCCGCCGCAUUCACACGGUGCGAGUCCGCGGAGGCAACAAGAAGUACAGAGCCCUCAGGCUGGAUGUGGGCAACUUCUCCUGGGGCUCCGAGUGCUGCACUCGGAAAACCAGGAUCAUCGACGUGGUCUACAACGCGUCCAACAACGAGCUGGUCCGGACCAAAACCCUGGUGAAGAACUGCAUCGUGCUCAUCGACAGUACCCCGUACCGGCAGUGGUACGAAUCCCACUAUGCCCUGCCCCUGGGCCGCAAGAAGGGCGCCAAGCUGACUCCUGAGGAGGAGGAAAUUCUGAACAAGAAGCGGUCGAAGAAAAUCCAGAAGAAAUACGACGAGCGCAAAAAGAACGCCAAGAUCAGCAGUAUCCUGGAAGAGCAGUUCCAACAGGGCAAGCUGCUGGCUUGCAUCGCCUCAAGGCCCGGCCAGUGUGGCAGAGCAGACGGCUACGUGCUGGAGGGCAAGGAGCUGGAGUUCUACUUGAGGAAGAUCAAGGCCAGAAAAGGCAAAUAGACAGUCCCACCCCCACCCAAGGAAAUAAAUUCCUGGAUUCUA